AAUAAUAAAGUAUCUACACAUUGAAUACAUGUGCGGCUCACAUUCUAUGCAACGUUGCAUGAUGGCCCAGCCCUGUCCAGGCAGCGAAUCGGCAUGAAAAGGCGGGGUGGGGAGUCGGACUAUAGCUUCACCACUGGGCAAGAGCACCACCACGGUGUACUUGUACACUCAAUGAACAAAAUCAAUGAAAAUUAAUUAUCCUAUCAAUUCAUGACUGCUGCUGAUGUGGUAAACGUAUUUAAAAAUCUUGUUAUUGACACCAAAAAUGAAAAGCGCAGCCUAUAGGUCAUAAAAAUUAUUUCUAGCACCACUUGCACCAUCACAUUCUUAGACAUUUACAUACUGCGAUAUUGCACGUCAUCAUCAUUAUAAUUAAAACAUAAAUAGCACUUAUUUUAGUUUAACUGUUGUGGCCAACAUUCAAACAUUUUGUUGGUCACAGAGGUCGGGGCUAUCAUGCAGUGUCUUGGGGUGGGCUUCAUCAAUGACGACAUCAAUUUUUGUUCAGCUCUCGCCCAGACGGAAGUAUAAGUGAUGUGACGUCAUCAUUUUUUGCGCAGCCUUCACCCAGACGGAAGUACAGUUAUUGUGACGUCAGUGCAGGAAGCUGCGGAAACUAAGCAGCAUGGCGGGCCGUUCGAAACAGUAUGAUUUUAUCUUUGAUGGAGGUCUUAACUCUCAUACUCGUGCAUCUCUGGUUAUUGAAUUGAUCAAGUAUCUUCUGUACGAAAGAAACCAGAUUCCACUUCACUUUGAUGGUUUGAAGCAGCAAACGCAGAUUGAGGAGGUACAAAAUUCGCACAUCAACAGCAAAUAUCUCCAGACAGAAAGAAAAGCACAGGCGAUACUCUCAAGCCUCGAGGAUUUAUUUGUAAACAUUUUAAAGGCUUUUGAGACAUGUCCUGAAAUUCAGCAGGCUCUUGUGCUGCUUGGAAGUACCACUGCAACCCCAAAAGAAGUGUAUGUUGUAAAUCUCCCAAGCCUGUGUCCAGAAGCAAACCAUGUUUCACUUAAGUCAUGUAAACAAGCUUUCUUCCGCCACAUUGUAGCAGAGCAGAUUUUGGCCAACGAAGCUGCCCUUGGGCCAACUAAUGUGAUGGUGAUGCUUCUUGCACCUACAACAGCUAUUCUGAAAGGGUUCGUGCCAAAGAUGUCAUUCAAGGUACCUUCCAGAGGGAUCUGUUUAACUCUGAACAUGAUUUGCAUGCAGCCACAUUCUUGCCAGGAACUCACCUUUGAUGGUUCAGAAGUCGAGAUAUCAGGUAUUGAACCACUUAAUAUUUCUUCUGCUGAAACCUUGGACCAUUCACUCAGUGCUACACCUUUGUCUUCAUGUUCAAGGCAGCACAGACAUACAUUUUUAAAAUUUCCCGUGGUAAAAAUGGAAAGAAAUCAUUUGUCCACACCUGGUAGUGUCAAAGCUGAGGAUUUUAAUCAUGUUCUAACUAAUGAUUGUGAAAUCACUGGUUCGGUUAAAGAAUUGAUGCUUCCUCAUACAGCUAGCACCCCUAAGCCUGGACAUUGCCAACAGCCUCCAAAUAGCAACUGUGCGCAGCAGAGCAGUAGUACAGAGAUACAACACCAGUGUAUUUGGUUUCAAUAUGCUACUGCAAUUAAAGGCUAUAGUGUGUAGGGGUUUCAGCAGAGUAGGUAUGAAUGUCUGCACAGUUAAGAAAUUGGUUAUGAUGACUGGAAACUUUAACCAUAUCAGAUAGUUUUACAGUGUUUUGUUUUAGUUGCAUGUAUAUAAAAGGUGCACAUGUUCCUGUUAGUGCCAGACAUCUUGAUUUUCAAAAUUUGAAACUUAAGGAGAUACUUGUCAACAGUGGACAUAGAAUAAACACAAGCUCUCAGUCUGCAGCUUGAUCUUGCACAUAAUCCAACACAUAUAUCCUUGUUUUGCAUGCUUGAACUCAACAAGACUGUAUAUCCGGUAAUUACCUAUCUGGACUGUGAUCUUAAUUAUAAAUUUAAUGAGGAUGAAAUUGAAUGAUGAUGAUAAUGAAAUUGAAUGAUGAUAAUAAUGAAAUUGAAUGAUGAAUGAAAAUAGUUCGUGAUAAAGGUAAAUACGGUGUGGCUUUGUUCAUGAAGAAAGUAUGUGUGCUCACAAAUAUAUCAUACUAAACUCAUUUGAACUGUAAGUCUACCUGAAUAAAAUUAAAACUAAUGACAUGGUGCCUGUAAAGUGUCACCACCAGUAGUUUUUCAUGACAAUGGUUUGUUUUAAGCUUAGGAAAGCCAGCCUACAACCGACUAUAAGUAGGAAAAAGUUUGCUUUUCAAAAAAUAUGCACUUUUUUUUUUCAAAUCAAGGCUAAUGCAAAAUGAAUGUCACAGCACUAACGAGUGUAAUGAGUGCUUACAUUGUCCUCUCUUGUGUUUGUUCAACCUGCAAUAUCAUUACUGUUACUCACCAAAGUGCUUGUUUAUUUUAUAUAACAAUAUGCUUGCGUAACAAGCACAUUUUCUUCAGGAGCAAUUUUUUAUGUUUAUACACAUUUCUUGUGAGCAAUCUUUCUUAAAUAUUAUGACCCAGAGUAAAACCUGUGAUGCUUUGUUAUCUCUUGUUACACCAUCACGUUCUCUUUGCCAGACAUUAAUUUCCAGAGUACACAAUGCAUAUUUAUAUGUAUGUGUAUGGGAAUAAAAAUAGAUUUACAGAA
This is a messenger RNA of Pomacea canaliculata, 2662 nucleotides long. RefSeq names its product MAD2L1-binding protein-like. Bases 626 to 1633 code for a protein of 335 amino acids. Gene Ontology annotation, cellular component: nucleus. The record is from RefSeq and is a predicted model, not a curated record. Lineage: Eukaryota; Metazoa; Mollusca; Gastropoda; Architaenioglossa; Ampullariidae. Gene Ontology annotation, biological process: regulation of exit from mitosis. The transcript has 2 exons.